This is a messenger RNA of Talpa occidentalis (Iberian mole), 1200 nucleotides long. Its product is annotated as mamu class II histocompatibility antigen, DR alpha chain. NCBI's taxonomy places the organism in Eukaryota, Metazoa, Chordata, Mammalia, Eulipotyphla, Talpidae. Gene Ontology annotation, biological process: positive regulation of T cell activation; peptide antigen assembly with MHC class II protein complex; antigen processing and presentation of exogenous peptide antigen via MHC class II. Gene Ontology annotation, cellular component: MHC class II protein complex; membrane. The record is from RefSeq and is a predicted model, not a curated record. Bases 29 to 817 code for a protein of 262 amino acids. Gene Ontology annotation, molecular function: MHC class II protein complex binding. The transcript is spliced from 5 exons.
CUUAAGCUCUACAGACCUCAAAGCAUUCAUGAAGAAAAUAGCCAUAAGUGGAGGCCCAAUGCUAGGAUUUUUCAUCACAGCUGUCCUGGUGAGACUUCAAGAAACAUGGGCUAUCAAAGAGGAACAUAUGAUCACCCAGGCUGAGUUUUUCAUGGUUGAUGACAAAAUACCGCCUGAAGAAGAAGGCGAGUUUAUGUUUGACUUUGACGGUGAUGAGAUUUUCCAUGUGGAUAGGCAAAAGAAGGAGACAGUCUGGCGGCUUGAAGAAUUUGGACGUUUUGCCAGCUUUGAGGCUCAGGGUGCACUGGCCAAUCUGGCUGUGGACAAAACCAACCUGGGCAUCAUUAAGAAGCGCUCCAACAAUACCGCAAGCGCCAAUGUACCGCCAGAGGUGACUAUAAUCUCAGAAAAUCCUGUGAAACUGGGAGAACCCAAUAUCCUCAUCUGUUUCAUCGACAAGUUCUCCCCACCAGCCCUCAAUGUCACGUGGCUUCAGAAUGGAAAACCUGUCACCGUGGGAACCUCAGAGACAGUAUUUCUGCCCAGGAAGGAUCAAUUUUUCCGCAAGUUCUACUAUCUUCCCUUCAUACCCUCAACUGAGGAUGUCUAUGACUGCAAGGUGGACCACUGGGGGUUGGAACAACCUCUUGUCAAGCACUGGGAAUUUGAAGAGUCAACCCCCCCUCCAGAGACAACAGAGAACAUGGUGUGUAUCCUAGGCCUGGUCGUGGGUCUGGUGGGCAUCAUCGUCGGAACCAUCCUCAUCAUCAAGGGUGUGCACAGAGGCAAUGCUGUUGAACGUCGAGGACCUCUGUGAGGCACCUGCAGGUAAUGGAUUUUCUAACGAAAAGAUUGGCGAAGAAAAUUCUGCUUUCACAACACUAUCAACCCAGCAAUACUUCAACUUUUUACAGUGAAGACAACCAUUCUUCACCAAUUUCCAGACCUGUAACUUCUCUAAGACUGAGGAUGCCUUCCUGAUCUCUCCAAAGUCUAACAUAUACUAUUGCUUUGUCUAUUACCCCAUCUUGGGUAAUUUCCCUUUACUUCCUAAUAUGUUCUUAUUCUUACCAUAUAUUCCCACCCAUAAGACAUAUAGGAUGACCCCAUAGGAAUGUUCUUUGGUGGCAUCUCCUAUAUAUUUAUUGCUUUGGGUUUUUUUAAAUACGGUUGUGAUUUUUCUGAAUAUAAUAAACUAUU